Cheilinus undulatus (humphead wrasse) is the source of this 11896-nucleotide messenger RNA. RefSeq names its product LIM domain containing preferred translocation partner in lipoma. The transcript is spliced from 12 exons. Lineage: Eukaryota; Metazoa; Chordata; Actinopteri; Labriformes; Labridae. The record is from RefSeq and is a predicted model, not a curated record. Gene Ontology annotation, biological process: cell-cell adhesion. Gene Ontology annotation, cellular component: focal adhesion; stress fiber. Bases 241 to 1950 code for a protein of 569 amino acids.
GACGGCUGGAAUUUCACAGCGUGACGUCACUGCCUACAACUCUCCCAGAAUUUGGAUCAAGAAGUUUCACUUUUUUGGUUGGGAUAUCGACCUCUGGUUAUAUUUCCUAGAAAGCGAGAUUUCAACAGAGUGAAGGGCUAUACUUCAACAGUCUUCCAGAUAUCCAUCACAUCUAGAGAGGAGGAAAGGUGUCAGAGAUCCUGAAGUCCCCGCCAUCACGUAGAGUUCAUAUUUGGAACCAUGUGGAACCCAGCAAACAGUACCGAGCAGACGGGACAGGUGGCAGCCAGGAUGGAGACCACUCCGUCCCUGGGAAGUGCAAGCAUUUCCGUCUCCCAGCAGCAAGCACCCAAGAAGUUCGCACCUGUGGUCGCACCCAAGCCCAAGUUCAACCCUUACAAACAGAUGGGAGAAGCCCUCCACUCUGAGCCUGCAGCAGACUACCCUCCCCCUCCACCACCAGCGGAGGAUUCAGCCGGUCUCCCUCCGUCCUCGGGCUCCUUCCCUCCUCCUCCACCGAUGAACUCGUACGAUUAUCAGAGUAAAGGAUCGGAGAAGACUCUGGAGGAGAGACGCUCCAGUCUGGAUGCAGAGAUUGACUCCCUCACCAGUAUCCUGGCGGACCUGGAGAGCAGCUCGCCCUACAAGCCGCGGAGCACACAAAACUCUGGAUCCACAGCAGCCUCCACCCCCAGCGCUCCAGUGACUGGCUACAAGCGUAUGGUCAUUCCAACCCAGCCACCUUUGACUGCCACCAAAAAAUCUAUGCCCAAACCUCAGGCUCCCGGGGGAGUCUCGUCCAUCCCACCAUCUUCUGCUAGCCCUGUAGCCAAGCCUCAGAGCCACACGGCUCCUCAGCCUGUCCCAGCCUCCUAUGCUACAGCCUCAACCCCGAGCCAGCCCACCUUUAAUGUCCAGGUGAGGUCAGCCCAGCCUGGUCCCCAGCACCAAGCCCCACCUGGGCAACAAUUUGGCCAGCAGCCCAUUCGCAGUCCUGCACAGGUGCAGUACAUGCCGGCCCAGCCUAAAGGUCCUGACUUUGCCUAUGGACCUCCACAGCCAGGCUUCUCUCCGAUGGCUCAGGGUGGGUAUCAGGAGCAGCACCAUCCAGGAGCAGCUCAAGUCGGCGGGUCAAGGAGACCUGAUCCAGUGCCUGUCCAAGCAUACCAACCACCAGGCCCCAAGAAGACCUACAUUACAGAUGUUCCACCAAGCUUGGCCCCAUACACACCUGGACCCACCAUACCACCAAAGGGCAGCGCUCCCAUGGCUCACCCUGAAGAUGAGCUGGAGCGCCUGACCAAGAAGAUGCUGUUCGACAUGGACAACCCGCCAUCUGAGGAGUAUUUUGGGCGCUGUGCCAGCUGUGGAGAGAACGUAGUGGGUGAAGGCACCGGCUGCACCGCCAUGGACCAGGUCUUCCAUGUCGACUGCUUUGUCUGCAUGACCUGCAGCACCAAGCUGCGUGGCAAGCCUUUCUUUGCUGUGGAGAAGAAGGCGUACUGUGAGCCUUGCUAUAUUAACACCCUGGAGACCUGCACCAUCUGCAGUAAGCCCAUCAUGGAGCGCAUCCUGAGGGCCACGGGGAAAGCCUACCACCCUCACUGCUUCACCUGCGUGGUGUGCCACCGCAGCCUGGACGGCAUCCCAUUCACCGUGGACGCCUCCAACCACAUCCACUGCAUCGAGGAUUUCCACAAGAAGUUUGCUCCACGCUGCUGUGUGUGCUCUGAGCCGAUAAUGCCGGCGCCGGGUCAGGAGGAGACCGUCCGUAUUGUGGCCCUGGACCGGGAUUUCCAUGUGCAGUGUUACCGCUGUGAGGACUGUGGCUCUCUGCUCUCAGAGGGGGAUAACCAGGGCUGCUACCCUCUGGAUGGACACGUCCUCUGCAAAAACUGUAACACCAGCCGCAUCCAGGCCCUCACCGCCAAGGCCACCACUGACCUCUGAACAACCCGCUGCCCGGUCAUCUCCACUGUGAUAAACACAACGCUCACUCUCUCUCUUCAUAUCUCCCCCAUUUUUUUUUCUUUUGCAAACAUACCCAUACACACAAGCUUGCAUUUCUCAGCAUAUACAGUAUAUCUUACAUCAUAUAUUCAACUGCAAUAACAGAACAAACACCACAUGUUCACCUGCAUACAUCUAUCUGUAGACUUGGUACAAUCACAGCAGGAGAGGCUGUGUAGUUUUAAUUAUGAUGUGAAAACAAUUAAUCAGCAUUUUAGGAAAGAGAAAGCUGAUGCGCUUUUAAUUUUAAGAAAUGGUUAAAAUAAACCUACAGUUAAUGACAAGCUGGCUUUGCUGCAUAAAAACUAUUCCAUUCCUGUCCAAAGUUGGGAAGAAAUCCCACCUGACUGUACCCUUUCAGCUCUAGGAUUAACAUAUUUUAAAUAUUAAAUAAUCUAGUACUUCUCUUCUAAUUUAUUUUAUUAGAAACAAGAUAUAUAAUGUGGGGAAAGGAAUCCCUGAGUGGACAUGCAUCCGUACAUUUUAUUUUUAUUCAUUGUUCAGUGUUAAGAAAUUUCCUCAGAUUAAAAUUUAAAAUUUAGGCCAACUUAAGUGACAAUAACUUAAAGGUGCACACUGAACCAGGAAGUCCUCUUCCAUCAGUAUACCAGUCAUAUUAUGUUGUGGUUGGUCCCCACAGUCGGGACUUUACUGAGUGGGUAACUUCACUCAUGGUGCAAAAGUGUCUAAGAGUGAAAGACUGAAAGGUGUACUUUGAUCCAGAAUUUGCACUUCUGCAGAGUUUAGAAUGUUAUCCUUGUUAUGUCGAGGAGCUCCCCCACAGGUGGGACUUCUCUAACUGAGUGGGUAACUUCACUCAUGGUGCAAAAGUGCCUAAUGCCCAAAGACAUUCUGGAAAAACUCUGCAGAUUGAGGGGUAACUGCCAAAAAUUUGAGUACAAUGACAAAAAAUACUUACCUUGAUUGAGUACUAUUGACUUAAAACUAGAAUUUUUUUCUAUUAACUCGGAAAAAUUGAGUUGAAAUAGCUAUUUUGGAUUUUUAAGUCAACACAACUCAUGUUUUAACAACUUUCAACUGUUCGGUCUUACAGUGUAUGAUAAGGAGUUGGUAUCUAUAGAAAAUGACCAACAUGUAAUCACUGUGAAAAGAAAACAAGCAUUGACAUCACAGGAAAUUCAUAUAAAAGGGUUGAAAUCUUACUAGUUAUCACAGGGAAUAAACUAAAAUAUAAAAUGUAUGGAAGCAUGUCCGUAUAUACUCAACGCUUUUGAGCGUUUGAGCAGUGGUUCUCAACUGGUGGGUAGGACCCAAAACGGCAUUCUUUAAAAGCAUGCUUGUAUUGUCCUGUUUCUUUCUUUUUUUUUUUCAUCUUUUGUUCUGUCUGAGGUUCAAGCCCUACUAUUUUUAUGACGUAAAUCUGACUAACCAAAAACAAUCCAAAAUUUGAGUCACAGUUCCCCUUGAGGAGUCAAUGGUGGGUCCUGGGGCUUGACCAGUUGAGAACCGCUGCGUUAGACGAGCUGGUACUUAUAGUUUUCCAUCUUUGGACAGAAUAGCACCCUUUUCAUGCUAAGCUAAGCCUAAAGGUGUGGUAUGUGUAGCUGAACAAAGAUUGUUGUUGAAACUUUUUACAACAAUAGCAUGUACAAUCAUAGAAUAUGCUAUAAUGAACAAAGACAUGGCAAGUGUUGUAACCAGCUAACGUGAGUAACCAAGGUUACACUGCUGAGCUGUCACACAUAGAGGAGGAGAAGCCCUAAGCAUCAACUUCAGAAAGUGUUGCUCACAAUGCUUCUGCUACUAAAGAUGUUUUUAGAGUGGGCUUCAGAGAAAGAGGGCAAUCUGAAUGGCGAUUGUUGUGGUUAAAUUUGACAGCACCUGUUGGGUGUGGUUCACUUACCCCAUCUAUAAGGUUUAGCUCAGUGCUGCAUCAGUGUUUCUAUACAUUUCUUAUAACUUCUCAACAGGAAGGGGAUAAAGACUGUCUUUAGGUUUGAAUAUUGCUUAACUCACUCUCCAGUUAAUAGUACAAAUAUAAAUCCUCCCUCAGUGUUAUUAUCUCACAUCACAGUCAUCCUGUACCAGUAUUUUGUAGCCAGGGCGCUCAUGCACACAAGCCGAAAUAUUUCUCCCCGACUGGCUCUGAUCUAAAAUGGAGUCCAUAAAAAUGUUUGACACAUCUGCCCUGCAGGUGAACGCAUAAAGGAUAAGUGUGUAUGAGCAGUAUUUAGAAAAUCAAGAUCAUUGAACAUUUUGUUUACUCUUCAGUGUUUCUCAAAAUGAGCUGACGGUACAGAUACGUGGAUAAAACGACACCAUAGAGCUCAUUAUCACAAAACAUCUCUGCCUAACUGAGCACCAAAGAUUUAGAUUUAAACUGCCACAUUUACUGUGUGCUUAUUUUUUAUGCAACUAAAGAAAAUGUAACAUUUAUUAGGACCACAGGAGCUACAAAUGCACAGCUGUUGGAUGCAAUUCCCUCAGAACAACCCGCUUUCUUUGUACUUUCCAUUCGAUUUUGUUAUUAUGCACACAAAACUUUGUUUUUUAUUGCUUGACUGGCACAAUCAUUCCAUUCACACAGCCUCAUAGGUGAGUUCAAUGAUAUCUUAUUGAGCAGAUAAACGUGUAUAUCUUUGUCUCUCUUAUACAAUCACAUAGAUUAGAUUAGUGAACAUACUUUAAGCAGUUUGGUAGAGAUUUCAGAUGGCUAUGCAAUUUUUAAUGUCAAUUGCAUCGACACUUUAUGAGAAAUUUUAUGAAUAAGGAAAUAUUUUACCUGUACAGAUUCGACAUAAGUGUCCUUAGAGUUCUUCUUUAAUCAGAACGAUGCUGUUGGUACUGUGUGACUGUGCUGUUUGUCAGUAUUGAUUGUACCAUCCACAUUUGUCUGCUAGUUUUAGUGUUUGUUUGAAGAUUGAUGGGCCAAGAGGGGACCAGGAGAGAUUCCCCCAAAAAUAAGUGAUUUUUUUUUAUCUGUUCCAUCCAAGAGUCUUUUACCAGUAGUUUGAUAUUUUUUUUAAUAGUUCUUUAUGUAAUAGAAAGAGUGAUGAUAGAUUCUUAGGUUGGGGGAUUAAAGGUACCUUGUGGAGUUUGAACACUAGAGCUGUGAAACAAUGUGUUUUUUAUGAGUGGGCGUCCUUUUGUUUCAGAUUUGCUCAUGGAUAUACAAAGGACUGGACCUCAUUGUUCCCAUCAGAUAAGAAAAAGGUCAUGUUAGACCACCCAAAGGAGGAGAACUAUCAAAGAGGGUAAUCCAAAUUUAUCACAAAAUAUCUGAAGUUCUUCUUCCAUGAAGAAAUUGCAGUUAGACUGCAAAAUGAUCAAAUACUUUCACAAGACACAGACAAUGACCACAACUGCAUGGAAAACCUCUAAAUUCAUGUCAAAAAGAACAAAGAGAGGUGCAGAAGUAUUGCAAAGGAAUCCAAAUAUGCUCCCCACAGGCAAAAAUGACACAAAACCAGCACAGUGUAAGGCAUAAAGGCUACAAAAUGAUAUUUUCUAUCAUCCUAAGAGGUGCAAAACCACCACAAUGUCAUGCUUAAUAAUACAAAGACACAAAAAAUGACCACAAAAGUAUGAAGGGGAAAAAACUAAAUCCAUGGCAAAAAUGAAUAAAAAAGAUGCAGGAAUCCAAAUAUUCUCAGUGAAGACAAAAAACGAGCAGAAAUGACCCUAAACCAGCACAAUUUGAGGAAAAAGGACCACUAUGUGACUACGUGACUACGUGACUACGUGACAUGUCUUUGUGAGAGCCACAAAGCCACUACAACAUGAUGCUAAAUACUGUGAAGAUACAAACAGACCAUAACAUGGCUGUAAAGAUACACAAAUCAAAAACAGAUGCAAGUCAAAUAUGAUUACUAUUCCUCUACUUUAAAUGCCCAUUUCAGUGGGAUCGUUUUGUUCUUUUUAAAUGUCUAUUAAAUGUUUUAUCAAAGUCUGACCAUGGUUGUAAAGAAAACCGCACGGCAAUAAAUAUGGACAUAAACAACUUACAGCAUCCAGGAAUCAGGCUAGGAAUCAACCUUGCUUUUAUUUUAUGAGAAAGAAACUGAACUUAAAGUCCCUGUAAAGUGAAAUCUAAAAUUUGUGUCUUAACACUCCAGAUGUGUUGGAAUAAGGUUGCUGUCUCUCCAAGCAGCAACAGUUCAAUUCCUGUCUGUUAGCAUCCCAAUGCUAAAGUUUAGUAUACCUGCUAAAUGUGUCACAAUAAAAGCCUCCAUCAUCAUUGAAGACUUUUAUUUUGAAGAGCAACAUCAGAAAAUGCAACUUAACAACAAAAACGUCUCAUGAACUGGAGAGAGACAUUACUUUGAAUAACUCAGAAAAUGAGAUUUAAGGAAUAGAAGCGUUAGAUAGAAGAGGAGAAAAUGAAACUGAGGCUUUUUUUUUUAGCUGUACUGCUGCUGACAUAAAUCUGAUUGUUUCUCUGCUGGCUUAACCCUUUAUAACCUGCCAUACAACAACUCCGCCAGAGCGUAUCUUUACAUUUUUACAUGCUGUAGUGCCAAUUUUUGGAGUAUUUGAAUUUGCUAUACAUCAAUACGACCCUUAGAACCCAAAAUUUAAUGACAUGUAAUGUGAUAAGUCUAUAGUAACAAAUUAAAUUGCUCAAAAGUGCAAAAAACCCACAAGAAAAAUGAAAAGCGUUCUUUUUUUGUACACAUUUUCUUAUAUACAGAGAUGUCGUAGCUGUAUCCCUCAAAAUCCUGAUUGUAAAAAAGUUGCACAGUAUCAUUACAACACCCCCAAAAAUUAUUUCCAGUAUGGUCAUAACUUAAUUUUUUAAAAUACACUCAUCUUUAUGAGCUGUGGCAAAACUGAAAAUAAAAUGACAUUGUGCUCAAUAUGCAAAAAGACAGCAUCUUUGUAAAAAAUGAAAUAUUUACAGUAGUGCAAUCAAAUCUCUAAGUGUGCCAGAUAUUUUUGAGCAUACAUGUGUUUGCAAAAGACCAUGUUAAAACAAUAACACAUGUGACUCGUGACCUGCAAGAAAACAACACGAUUAUAGCCCGGAUAAUAUUAUAUUAUAUUGUUUUUGAUGUGUGCGCUUUUUACUGCAUUUCUGCAAAAGAAGGAAGGAUAUUUCAAGAAGGAAACAGUACUCUGGAACACAUUGAAUUAGUGAUAUUUUAUUGUUACUCCUCCAGUUUUAUAUGCAAAAAUAAUUAUUGCUGUAUCUCAUUUGGUCACAGUUCUACCCUCAUUUAAAUAGAUAUGCAAAUGGUAGCGCUGGUGAUCCCGUAGGUUUUAAAGGGUUAAAAAAGAGACUUAUCACAGCAGCGUAGCAGACAGAGGUUUCCUCCAUUCAGGUUGAAGCAUUUUUUUAAUUUUAUGAGGAUCGUAUUUCUCAUGAGUGGGCGUGGCUUCAGCUCAUUCAACCGAGCUCAAACCAUCCUAGAGCAGAUAUUACUGCCUCAUUUUUCAUCAUUAUAAAUCUUAAUUUGAUAAACUUAGAGAUGUUUAUCAUGACUGACAUUUGGCAUGGUGGUUCAUAACACAGUGGUCUGUCAUACAAUAAACCUAAAAUACAGAUUUUUUUAAAUCCCUUUACAGGGACUUUAACAUGUUUGCAUUAAAGGGAAAAAUAAGCAUGUAAACCCAUUUAAGUGCUUGAAAGAAAACUCCACAGGGUACCUUUAAAUGACAACAUAAGCAGUUUAUUUCUGCCUUUUUAUUAGUUGAAUCAGUUCACUUUCAUCCACAGACUAAGAUCUAGUGUUUCCCAAGCCUUCAUAGCCAACAUCUUUUACAUGAUUAUUAUUUUAUACACAAAGAAGUAACUAUCCUUCACAAAGAACUUUCUUUUCUGUUUCCUCACAUAUUAAGACACCAGAAAAUGAUCAUGUUAACAGUACCCUCUCUAUUGUGUAUUGUCUGUCUUCAGUUUGUUUGGUAACAGCUCUUUAUGUUGAGGUUUAAUGUUUUCAAACCAUGGUGACACUCUAAGAAACUCUGCUAAUAAGCCAAAAGGAGUUCUGAUUGUUAAUAUUUAGCAUGUUUGAUGUUUUCAAUCUCCAGUCAGAGCGAGUCCAGUCAUCUUCUGAGCAGAACCACAUCCUACAAGUCCUGCAGCACCUGUAGAAAUUAAGGAUUUCUCUGGCUUUGAAAGCUUUUGGGUGUAUUUGGGGUGAAAAUAUACAUGACAAAGGUAAAGGCAUUUUUAUUAGCGUAGAUGUUUUAGUCUUUCCAGGCCUCUUUAAUUAGCUGUAGAUUAUCAGAUAAAUGUUAAAAUAGCUCAAGUUGCAGGAGACAAAAGCAGUUAAAGUGGCACUUCUCUCCAGUUUGAGAUGACGUCUCUCUUCCUUGUUUUUCUACUUUUUUAAAUCACAUACAUCCAAUCACAGCAGCUGUGUUUGGUCUAUAAUUGGAUCUAGGAACACGACUGUUUGACUCAGUGAGUCAUCAGAUUGUUGCUGGUUGUGAGGCGACAGCGCUCACCUUAUAUAUCAUUAAGUGUCGCUAGGUUUCUACUCACAGCGAUGUUGCUAAAUUUCUAGUAUAGGUUAGCUUCUCAUGUCUGCCUGUUAAAGGUCAAUACUCCACUUUUGACAUGUUUUUAAAAACAGACAGUAAAGUCAAACCUGCAAGUGAAAGCAGGGAAUUAUCCUUCAACAGUUAAAGCAGGCAAAGAGCUACAUUUGAAAUAGUCUGAGAAUAAAAACAGUAGAUCUAUGCUCAUUUAAGAUUAUAGUUGCUUCACUUUUUCAUCACAGAUCAUCUCUAAAGACAACACGAACGUACGAGAGGUGAAAGUUGUUGUGCAGACCUUUGUGUUUGUUGUUUUCUUCAGUAGUCCACAAGUUUUUCUGAAGCCAAAACGGUAUCCAUUAUUCACAUCCGCCUCUGGUUCUCGCUCUACAGGAAAACAUUUCAUUGCAAUACUGCAGCAAUAUGUAGCAGGAACGUUUGCUGUGCUGUGAGGCGUGAACUCUGCAGCUGAAUCAUUCCUCCGCUGCGUUCGACUGAAUUAGUGACAGAGAGGAAGAAGAGUACAGUCCAUGUGAGGCACAAACAUCAGCAUGGACGUGAAAUGUGUUCAUAACAUUAGAGAGAGGAUGCUCACUGCUGACUUCUGUCAAAUCAGACACUAUGUAGGCUGAUAUGGAACAAGCAUGAGUAAAAAUCACAUAUUUAUUUCUGUUAUAUAACGUUGCACAGCCAUCACAUUAAAAACCAUUUAUGUAUGUCAAACAAUGAGCAGGCCUGAGAGGAUAAACUGACUUUAUACAACUAAACAAACAAUAUAUUUACUGAUUAUUUUACUGAAAAAAACAUUUUCGGCAAAUCUGAGUUCAUUUGAGGCUGUACAAAACAUAGACACAGUCUAUCUAAAGUCAUCCACUGGUUUCUGAAGCAGAGUUUUGAAGCCAAACGAUUGGUCUUUAGCUUCUUGUACCAACCUGCCAGUCAACAAGGCCACACCCCUAAUUAUGCAUACCUCUUACGCCUCGUUUCAACUCACUUAUGUUUAAUGGUGACGUAUCAAAAUCUCAUUUGACUUUAAUACCUCUGUAACACGUCCACGGUACGGUAUUUAUUGCAGUAUCAAAAAAGAAUAAGAAAACUUGGAAAAAGUGACAUCAGUAUUUAUUAAACAGCAUUCAGAUUAGAAAUAUCUACUUUGGCUUCAGCGUGUUUACUAGCCCUCUAAAACAUACGUAGUCACCCCUGAAAAUGGCUGCACAUCUUUGGGGAUAUAUUCACCGUUACAUCUUGUGAUCUGUUGAGCCCUCGCGCUGUUGUAGGGAAGUGAAAGCUUCCUUAAGAAGCCUUUGGCCUGCUCCUCUCUGCGAAUCUUUUCAGGUUGAUGAUUUGCCAAGUGGCUCCUCGUGGUACUCGCACUCUCCAUCAAGUGUGUCACAGCAGUCGGGCAGUGUCUGCAUAUUGUUUUUUAUUUGUCCGCCACCUUUUCUCCUACCCCAGGAAACCAAAAUGCUUUUUCAUUUUAGAUUUAAAAGUCGUUUGAGUUUCCACAAUCUCAAAAACUUUGUCAUUCGGUUCUCUCUUGCCACUAAUAGCAUAGCGAACUCCACUAAAGAAAACUGCACUUUUUCCCUGAAAAUCUUUUAUUUCACAUGUCCACAGCAACACUGGGACACUUUUGUCAUCCUUUUGCAUUUUUGCCGCUUUUUAUCGUCUUUUUAUCAAAGUUUCAAAUGAUGACGUGGAAGAGAUGCACAGCAAACACAGUUUAUAGCAAUUACCAACUUCCAACUAUUGUUGCCUGUUCAGCUUUUCAGUAAAUGAUGCAUACAAUGUACCAUUGGUUCCCAACCUGGGGUCUGGGACCCCCCAGGGGAGGCGCCAAGAUCCUAGAGGGGGGCACAAGGUUUUAUCUGCUCUAAUGCUGCCAAAAUAGAUUUAUAAAUAUUGUCUAAAACCAUGAUAAAGUAGUUAUUUAGUAGUUUAUACAAAGGUCUUUUGACUCGAAAAACAUGCAUAGGCCUUUUUUUAGGGUUUUAUCAGUGAAACAAUUGAAAUCCAUGUUGAUUUUUGAUGGCAGUGUGUCUCUUUUUCUUCUCUCUUCAGUCCUGGGGCAGCUCCACUUUUGUUAGGUACAUAUGGGGGGCUCCUAGGAAAAAUAGGAAACAUUGCAUUAUACUACAUUAACAAUAACACAAAACCACGUCACGUUUUUUGGAACAAAUACACAUUAAAUAAAGCAUUAUAUAAAGAAACAUAAUUCUUUUAAAAUAUUAUAAAUAAAGAAAAUUAAAAUGCAAAAUCAAAAAAUGAGCACAGCACUGUUUCGCUUUUAACUAACAAGACUUUUAGUCCUGGAUUAAUUGAAUUCAUUUUACACAGACAGUUUAACGUCUUGUAGAAGAACAGUGCUACAGAAACAUUUUUUACUGAAUGUGUCAUUUUACAACCAGCUCAUAUGUUGGUGUAGCUGACUGGUUAAUAUUUCACAUCAGCCCAAAUUAAACAUCCAGUGAAGAGCCAUUGAGGAGUUUUGUGGUGGUAGAUCUGAUAUUUUCACUCUUUAAUGGAGUACAAACAGUAAAGCUGUGAUUCUCUGCUCGCUGCCUUAGAGCUCGCCCUAAGGGCGGCUGUCAGGAAGCUUUUACACCCAGGAGUACAUGAAACCAGGCUGAGUGCUUCAUGUUCAAGUCCAAAACUCUUUUUUUUAAUCCAAACUUAACUAACACAGUGGCUUGUUAAUUGUCAUUUGUGGCUCCAGAACAUUAAAUCAGAAAUUCUGUUUAUGUGAUAAAAUAAAUACUGUGGGUCUCAUGUUUUGGUUGUGUGAGGCUGAGGUACUUUGAAACAUGUUCUUCCAGUUGUGCUCCUGAUAAAUCUUUAUAGUGUGGUAUUUUCUUACUGAAUGGCUUAUUAGCAUGUUUUUCGAGCGCACCAUGGUUUAAUCGAUGAACACAGAGUUAAUCCUCUGCAGUUGUAUGUUGAUAAUGUGCCAUAAAUCUGUAUUAAUCUCCCCUGUUUACAUUUUCUUUAUGGACAAUCUGUGACAACAUCACACAUCUUUGUCGAGGCUUAUCCGACAUGAAUCUUCACAAAGAUUUGGAUGCUACACGUCUAAAGAAAAGACGGUUUAAUGAUUUUGUAUUUGCUCAGUGUAUUUGUGUUGUCUACUGUCUUUUUUCUGCCAAUGUUUGUAAAGUGCCUUUGUUGGAGCAGUAUUGAAUCACUUUACUGUUGCUAUGUUUCAUGUUCACUGUGCCUCUCGUUUACUCGUCUUUACCAAAGUAAAUCAAGUCGAUCCUUUUGUCUGGGCCCAUUCUGACUCCAUCAGCAGCGGCCUCUUAAACGGCGCUGAGUGUGAAACCUUAAAGCCUUAAAAAAGCUUAACCUUGUGUCAUUGAGGCAAAGUAUCUCAUCUGUUCUUGAUCUUUGGAAGGGGCAUGUAGUCAACUGUUGUUUCCUUCUCUUCAAUAAAAGCUUUGCAGUAGCA